AUGCGUGCACGAGCAUCUCUUAAUUCUUCUGCAGUCGUGGAAGGAAAUGAACAACAAUCAUUAGAUGUGGUCAAUGUUUUAGCUGCUCAAACUGAAGCAAGUAUGUCAAGUACAAGUUUUGCUAUUCCUCGACGAGCAACUAUAGAUGCUGAUGGCAAACCACAUAAAGUAACUAUUGGUAUACUUGAUCUAACUUCAACAUUUACUUAUACAGUUAUACCAAAAUUAUCACUUCAUGCUUAUCUUAAAGCAUCAACAGUAAAUACAUCCGAUAAACAACUUCUAAUUGGACCUGCAUCAGUAUUUAUGGAUAAUAAUUUUAUUACUCAUAGUGCAAUCGAUAAUGUAUGUGUAGGUGACACAUUUGAUCUGCCAUUAGGUACAGAUGCAAGUGUCAAAGUAGAAUACAAACCAGCAAGAAAACUCACUGAUACUCAAGGUCUUAUUUCAAAAGUACAUCAUGAAAAUAUUCGUUAUGAAACACAUCUUACUAAUACAAAAUCAAGUGAAAUUACAGUUUAUGUUUAUGAACAAGUUCCAUUAUCAUCUGAUGAAAAGAUUAAAGUUAAAUUAAUAAUACCUGAUUUACGAUCGAAAGAACAAGGUUUGAAUUAUACAGUAACAAUGAAUGAUUCGAAUAACUUGGAAUGGAAAUGUAUUUUAUCAGCAAAAGGUGAAUGUCGUUUACCUCUUGAAUAUAUUGUUGAAUGGCCAAUAGAUAAACGUGUCGAAUUUAAACAAGUUAAUUAA
Rotaria sp. Silwood1 is the source of this 750-nucleotide messenger RNA. NCBI's taxonomy places the organism in Eukaryota, Metazoa, Rotifera, Eurotatoria, Philodinida, Philodinidae. The record is from the annotation of a GenBank genome assembly.